AUGGGGCAUUGUAAACAAGUUGUGGAAUCUGGAAAAACCAUUCUGUUAUGCAUAUAUUGUGAGAAGCUUAUUAGGGGUGGAGGAAUUCAUCGGUUUAAUCUUCAUUUGGCUGGAAAAGGAGGAGAUAUUGAGUCAUGUCGAAAGGUGCCAGCUGUAGUGAGACACCAAUUCCAUCAAAGCAUUAAAGAGUUUCGAAACAAGAAAAGAAAAACUCAAGAACAAUAUGUAGAAAGUUAUAAUGCUUGUGAUGAAGUUGAAAGAGAAUUUGACGAGAUCGAACGUAAUGAGAUGCAGCAACAACAACAAAAAUCCGGAGUUCCAGCACCUAGCUCUAGAAAAGGAAAACAAGUCAAAGGAUUACAAUCCUAUUUUCCAUCAGCAACAACACCCAGAGCUCAACCAACUAUCAAAAACGUUCUUCAAAGCAAAGAAAUUAUGGAGAAGUGUGAUAUUGCUAUUGCGAAAUGGAUGAUGGAUGCCUUUGUUCCAUUUAAUGCGGUUAAUUCAGCUUAUUAUCAGCCAAUGAUUGAUGCUAUUGCAAGCAUGGAUGUAGGGUAUAAAGGGCCAAAUUAUCCAAGAGUCUGUGGGUAUUUGUUGAGUAAAUUGGUUGAGGAUGUGAGGAAAAUAAUUGAUAGUUAUCGUGAGAUUUGGAAACAAAUUGGAUCUUAUUGUCCUAAAGGAACUAUUUUUAUAAAGUCAGUUGAUGCUUUUAAUGUCUUAAAAACUGAUGAUGCUUUGUUUAAGUUGUUUAGGGAUGCUGCGUUAUUUGUUGGUCUUGAGAAUGUUGUGCAUAUUGUAAUGGAGAAUGCUGCAAACUAUGUUGCUGCGGGAAGGUUGUUGGAGGCUGAGUUUCCUAAAUUGUAUUGGUCUCCUUGUGUAGCUCAUUCUGUUAAUCUGAUAUUUCAAGAUAUUGGGAAGUUACAAGAAGUGAGUGAAACUAUGUCACAAGCUUCAAUGAUCACCAAGUAUAUCUAUAAUCAUUGCUAUAUGCUGUUCUUGAUGAGAAAGUUUACAGGUGGGCGGGAAAUACUUCAUUUGGCUGCAACUUAG
This is a messenger RNA of Arachis ipaensis, 1050 nucleotides long. RefSeq lists its product as uncharacterized. NCBI's taxonomy places the organism in Eukaryota, Viridiplantae, Streptophyta, Magnoliopsida, Fabales, Fabaceae. The record is from RefSeq and is a predicted model, not a curated record.